AACAUUGGAAAUGAAGGGGACGAGGGAUGAUGGAUGGUUGGAUGUCGACCAACCAUGUCAGAUUGGACUUCGUUUCAGAUUGCUCCCAAUCCACCCAAAACCACAUCUCUACGCUGCAUCUCCUCUCUCACUCUCUCAAUGGAGGGAGCACUCUUCUCAAGCCGUCCAGCUUUCCCAACACAGACAUCGAAAACGCCGAGAAAACCCUCGACCAACCAUCCAAAGUUCAACCCACCACCACCUCCUCCUUCUCAUUCCGUCCCCUUGGACUCCCUCCUGCACCAUCUCCAGCAUCUCACUCAAGAGACCUCCACCACUCUCCACCCACCUCAACCAACCAAUAAAAAUCCCAACUUUCCUUCUUUGCGCCUCGCUUCGACCACAAUUCACCGCGAAAAGGCACCUCCGGCGUCGCGCCCACGGCUCGCCGUCAGCGAAAAUGGUGUUCUGUUCCUGCGGGACCCUCGCCUGGGCUUCCUUUCCGGCGCAGGCAAGUCUUUGCUUAGAUCCAUCGUCGAACAGCCUCCUCUUGAUUUGGUGUCCCUGCUGGAAUCCAAAAAAGAUGAGAUUUUUGGCGUGGAUUGGGUCAGCCUCCUGAAGGCGCUCGAGAUCUUGGGCAACUGGGAGAAGGCUCUCGCCUUGUUUGAAUGGGCUGGAUCCGGUUCCAAUGCGGAGGGAUCCAGGUUAGACGCCCCGGCGAUCGAGGUGGUGAUCAGGGCGUUGGGUAGGCAUUCGCAGCACUCGAUCGCCUCGAAGCUGUUCGACUCUAUUCCUCUGGAGGAAUACUGCCUUGAUAUCCGCGCUUACACUACCCUGCUUCAUGCCUUGUCUCGGACUGGCAAGUACCGCAAAGCGGUCGCGUUGUUUAAGCAGAUCAAAGCCAAAGGGUUAUCGCCUACCUUGGUCACCUACAAUGUGAUUCUUGAUGUAUAUGGCCGUAUGGGGCGGUCUUGGAGUAAAAUUUUGGAAAUUUUGGAUGAAAUGAAGAGCAGAAAUGUGGGUAUUGAUGAGUUCACCUGUAGCACUGUCAUAUCAGCCUGCGGAAGGGAAGGUUUGUUGGAGGAGGCUUCCAUGUUUUUUGAACAAUUGAAGCUGCAGGGCUAUGUUCCAGGCACCGUCGCAUACAAUUCACUGCUCCAGGUGUAUGGUAAAGCUGGAAAGUAUCCGGCGGCCAUGGGGGUAUUGAAGGAAAUGGAGGACAAUAACUGCCCAGCAGAUGCAGUUACCUACAAUGAGCUUGUGGCGACCUAUGCUAGAGCUGGCUUUUAUGAAGAAGGGGCAGCAGUAUUAGACGCAAUGGCUAGUAAAGGAAUCAUGCCUAAUUCUGUUACCUACACCACUGUGAUUAGUGGAUAUGGAAAGGCGGGAAAAGAGGAUGAAGCUUUGGCUUUGUUUGAUCGGAUGAAGAAGUUGGGUUGUGUUCCUAAUACUUGUACAUACAAUACGAUUCUUGGAAUGCUUGGAAAGAAAUCAAGGACAGGGGAGAUGUUGGACAUACUCUCCGACAUGAAGUCUAAUGGUUGUGUCCCAAAUAGGGUCACAUGGAACACAAUGUUGGCUAUGUGCGGGAAGAGGGGAAUGGAGAAUUAUGUCAGCCAAGUAUUUGAUGAGAUGAAGAAAUCAGGAGUUGAGCCGGACAGGGAUACCUUCAACACCUUGAUUGCUGCAUAUGGCCGGUGUGGGUCUAGCACCCAAGCUUUGCAGAUGUAUGAUGAGAUGGUCAAGGCAGGUUUUAGUCCUUGUACCACUACAUACAAUGCACUCUUGAAUGCAAUAGCUAGGAAAGGUGAUUGGAUAGCUGCGGAGUCUGUCAUAUUAGAUAUGAAGAAGAAGGGCUUCAAGCCUAAUGAACUUUCAUACUCUUUGUUGCUUCAAACUUAUGCUAAAGGAAGGCAUAUAAAAGGGAUACAGGCAAUUGAAGAAGAAGUUUAUGAUGAUAAAAUAUUUCCCAGCUGGGUGAUUUUAAGAACACUUAUUAUUGUCAACUUCAAGUGUAGAAUGCUAAAUGGCACAGAGAAGGCUUUUGAGGAGCUGAAGAGGAAUGGUUACAAGCCUGACUUGGUAAUCCUUAAUUCUAUGCUUUCAAUUUAUGCAAAAAAUGGGAUGUACGAUCGUGCUCGUGAAAUGUUUGACUUGAUUCAUCAGUUUGGAUUGCGACCUGAUCUCAUAACUCAUAAUAAUAUUAUGAACAUGUAUGCAAGAGGUGGAGAGUGUUGGGAAGCAGAAGACAUACUCAAGCAACUUGAAAAGUCAGGACUAAAGCCUGAUGUAGUGUCCUACAACACUGUAAUUAAUGGAUUUUGCAAGCAAGGUCUCAUGACUGAGGCCCUAAGGAUUCUAUCAGACAUGAUGGCUAAAGGAGUUACCCCUUGCAUGGUCACUUACAACACCUUCAUUUCUGGUUAUGUGAGCAAGGACAUGUUCAAAGAAGCUGAUGAUGUUAUUAGCUACAUGAUACAGCAUAACUGCAGGCCUGAUGAACUAACCUACAGGAUAAUUGUUGAUGGUUACUGUAAAGCCAAGAGAUAUGAGGAGGCUAUGGAGUUUGUGUCUGGGAUCUUAAAUAUGGAUUCAUCUUUUUCUGAGCAAUCAGUGAAUAAGCUAACUCUCCGGGUAGAAGAGAAUAAGUCUCGGCAUUGAUCCGUGCUCCACCAUUGCUGUUUGCAUAUUCUGAUUACUUGAAGAGCAUAGAGAACAUAGACUAUAAGCUUUGCCUUUGCGGAGCAUUUUGGUUCAACUGGGUGAUGUUUAAGCUGUAUGUUUAGGAGCAGAAUUUCAAUGAUGUAGGCUUGGCGGCACCAUGAGUAUAGCUCUAGGCGAGGAAGGAAGCAAUAUAUUGGUAGCUGACUUUUCUAUCUACUCUUCCAUCUACCUACUGUUUUCCAUUUCUAAACAACAACCAGCCCCUCGGAGCAGCUAGCUAUUUUUUCCAUCAUGUAAGAACUCUAGAAGUUUACAGUAUGCUUUUUUCAUGUAUUCAAUUGUUUUUACCUAUUGUUUGCCUUUCAACGUAUACUGUCUGAAGAGUUACCUAUUUAAUUGCAUAAUUGUCUAACAUUAUUGAGGUACAUGCAUCUGUUUUUUUUCUUUUUUUGCUACUGUAAAGUGUUGAUUGAGGAAAUUAUGCCUCAUAUCAAAAUGCACAAAUAUUGUCAUAUACUUCAUAAUUAUGUUAUAUCUGCUUGUUACCUGAGGUAUAUGUAGUAUACUUACCAAUAUUUUGCACAUAUGCCCCGAAAGGUAGUUGUUUCCUUUUGUACUGCCUUCAAAAUUUUACAAUUUUCUUGUAUACACUUCUAACAUAACAUUUCAUAUUAACACUUCUUCUGGACAUGGGCCUCUUCAUUGCAUGCCAUAAUUUCUUUAGACUUAUUGCAGAUGCUUUGCACACAUUGGUAGGCAAGCAGGAAAGUUCAUCAUUAAACAAAUUCAACCACUUCACUGGAGAUAAUUGUUUCUGGCCAUUGACUAGUUUUAGAUAACCUGAUUUUGAAUCACCAUUUGGAUAUCUCAAAAUGAAGAGAUAGCUAAUUACAUCCUUUGAGGUCUGCUUAGACCAUCAAGUAAAUCAGUCCAAAAGGGCAAUACAGGAGAAGGAUGUCCUGUUUAGCUUGAGUUUACUGGCAACUGUACAAGAGGCAGUCCCUGAUCAAAACCAAAAGGGUGUUAUAUGGUUAGUUUCCCACUGUUUUUUAAAUUGGGUGAACACCACCUAUGUAGAAGAUUCCACACUAUAGGUACAGCAGCAUGCCCUGAGUCUCAAUGUUGUAUAAAGUUUCCCCUAUGCAUUAUAAAUGUUAGAAAGAAGAAAGUACAAGCAACACAUAAAUUUCAACCCAAGUUUAUAUAAGGUAUGACAGGGUAGCAUUUUUAGUGCCGAAUCAUUGUGACUAUUUUGUUAUCACCUUUUCUUUCUCUUUACUCAAAAUAUAUCACAUAUGCUUCAGCAAUUCUACCAUUUUCUGGGGACAAUUGGAGAAUUGCUGGAACAAGGUUUAGUUGUAAGAAUCAUUCAGAUGAUGGUUUGGUCUUUAUCUGGUGCACUAGACAGCAAUGUCGUUAAGUUCACUUCCAUGAAAGUUUGAGAUUAUUGAAGAGCAGCAGAGUUUGGGUAUCGCAUUUCUUGUGACUUCUAUUUGAUGCACUUGUGUUUGUCAAUCUAUGAUCUACUUUACUAGUAUUUAGUAAAUGAGGCUGCACAGUGGUUUGUCUUUCUCCCUAGUUCCAAUUAAGGUGACCAUUAUCUGAUGUUCCUGAAAAAUACAAUAUCAUUUCAGUGCACAAUUUCACCUUUAAUUCAUGUAGGUUUGAAGUGCACACAAGAUAAUAGGCUGUGUAAAUUAGGUCUUGUGCUUGUCUGUGUACCAGUGUAGCACUUGAACUAUAUUGGUUGUGUUUGAACUACCUGAUAUGGUGAUUGCGCAUACCAAAUUGCCCUUCUCAACUCAUAUUCUACAAACUUCUAGUACUAAGAUAAGGUGAAACAGGAAGACAGGGUAUAGAUAGAUAUGCAUGCAAAGUUGGCCAGUCCAAGAUUCCCCAAUAGUACAAUAUGGCAAAAAGUGGGAGGAAUGAUAUAGGGGAAGCCUAACAAAGCAUUGUAUCUUUUCUCUUUUUCUCUUGUGGCUACACAAGGCCAGUCCUACGAGUGAUGCCUUUGAUGACUUUACAGGUUUCCAAGGUGCUUGGAUUUGAGAGGAAAGACCAAACAGGAAAUGGGUGUUGCAUAUCUAAAGCUAGUUUAAGACAUUAUUUUAUUUCAUUGCUCCAUUAAUUCCAUCUACUGGGGCCUUGCACCACAAACACUGAAUGCCAAGGCAACUUUUCUCAAGGUAUUCUUCUCACUAAGUGAACAGGUCUAAGCCACCAGAGCUUGCUUUCUCUUCUGCAAAGCUUUUACUUUUAACACUACUAAUUCAUGUGAAGACUUUUAAUUUGCAUAGUCUCAGUCCUUCCGAAGAUGUGGAUAUGGAUAGAACUUGAAUAAGUCUCUUGGUGGUGGUUGGCUCCAUUAAUAACAUAUCAUCAUCUUCUGUUAUAAACAUAACAUAUGGAUUUUAUGGAUCAAGUUCACAGCUAAAGCAUAUGAGCUACUUUCAGUAUUAGCUUUCCAGUUUUUGUUUUUGUUUUUUGGUCAUAAAAUGCACUUCCAAUCUUGUGUUUAUGUGUUCCUCUCCUGAAUUGUAAUUUUUGGUGAUGGUGGUUUAUGAUUUUGGUAUUGGAGUGUCAUCAUCCCCGCAUCUUGUUCUUUUGUAGCAUCUGUACUUGCCAGGAAUGGUUUCAGAGCAUCAUGGAUUUUGGAACAGUUGCAUACUGGCAGGCUUUUUCCACAACAUUUAAGACUCUGCUCAUGGCUUGUCAGCAACAGCUAACUACAUUACUAGCACGCUUCUUAUUUGGCUGUCAACCUCAAGUUGAUGUGCCAAUGAGCACAAAGGACUCAAUAGCAUGCAGUGACUGAUAUCACAGUUCUUUUUGCCUUUGGGCUACAAGAUUUUUCUGCACCAUAUUUACAAGGACCUUUGAUGCUUGACAUGUGCUGUACCCAUUCACCAGAAUGCAAUGGAUUUACAUGAAUCACUAUCUGAUAUCAUUUUGACGCAUAACAUAAUGUUCAGCUGAUUGAGGAACACAGUAUCACCAUAGAGUUUUUUUUUAUGUUGUUGAUGUUAUGUUGAGUACAUCAAAAAGAUUUCAAAGAUGCUGUCUAGAAGUAUUGCUACCAGAUCAGCUGAUAAAGAUAGAUACGUGGGGCAUAAAUCAUCCAUGUUGACAACUUGUUCUCACAGUUUCAAAUGCAUGAGAAAGAAAGCAGCCUUCUCCUUCAUUUGUUUGGCAAGCAAUGAAGCCAAUUAGUACACCAGCAGAGGAGAUGCACCCCCAGUGGGUGAAAAGAGGUAAAUGUGUUUGGAUUAGAUGAUUUGGCCAAGCUUCUUUUUCUCUUUUUCUCCCACCCACUUUUCAUUUAUUGUGUCUGGUGCUGCUGGUCUUUUGUGAGGUCAAAAGGUGGUUUUAGGAGAAGAGUUUCAUUGAGGUUCA
Messenger RNA from Musa acuminata AAA Group (dessert banana), 6039 nucleotides. Its product is annotated as pentatricopeptide repeat-containing protein At2g18940, chloroplastic-like. Gene Ontology annotation, molecular function: mRNA binding; protein binding; rRNA primary transcript binding. The coding region runs from base 34 to 2640 and encodes 868 amino acids. Gene Ontology annotation, cellular component: chloroplast stroma. The transcript has 2 exons. The record is from RefSeq and is a predicted model, not a curated record. NCBI's taxonomy places the organism in Eukaryota, Viridiplantae, Streptophyta, Magnoliopsida, Zingiberales, Musaceae. Gene Ontology annotation, biological process: positive regulation of translation.